Messenger RNA from Aureobasidium pullulans EXF-150, 1454 nucleotides. RefSeq names its product biotin synthase. Gene Ontology annotation, biological process: biotin biosynthetic process. Lineage: Eukaryota; Fungi; Ascomycota; Dothideomycetes; Dothideales; Saccotheciaceae. The transcript has 3 exons. Gene Ontology annotation, cellular component: mitochondrion. The record is from RefSeq and is a predicted model, not a curated record. Gene Ontology annotation, molecular function: 2 iron, 2 sulfur cluster binding; biotin synthase activity. The coding region runs from base 162 to 1349 and encodes 395 amino acids.
AACACCCCGAAGACCGAGAGGAGCACGGAGAAACAGUUGACCCUUCCUGUCGACUCACCAGUCACAAUCUCUCUGCUUUCUUCCAUUGCAUUGGGUGUCUGUCGUUCUUUUGACCUCUCCAAUCGCUUCUUGUCCUUCUCAGCUCCAUUCUCGUCUUCACAAUGUCUACCAGACAAGCAGUACGGUCGUUGAGACAACUCACCAAUGGCCGCCAAUUCAGCACGGUCGUGGACGACCGCAUGGCCAUGGCAGCAGGCUCAAGUCCUCUUGCUAGAACUGGAAGCGUCCUCCAGGAUGCUAUGAGACAAACCGGACCUAGACAUGACUGGUCCAAGGAUGAAAUUCGCGAAAUCUACAAGACUCCUCUGAUGGAAUUGGCACAUCAAUCGGGUGUUCUCCACCGCCGUUUCCACUCUCCCUCGUCCAUCCAGAUGUGCACCCUUAUGAACAUCAAGACUGGUGGAUGCUCCGAAGACUGCUCGUACUGCGCCCAGUCUUCUCGUUACAACACUGGCCUCAAGGCUACCAAGAUGUCGCCCGUCGACGAUGUACUCGAAAAGGCUCGCAUCGCAAAGCAGAAUGGAAGCACCCGCUUCUGCAUGGGCGCCGCCUGGCGUGACAUGAGAGGAAGAAAGACCAGUUUGAAGAACGUCAAGGCCAUGGUUGAGGGUGUUCGCGCCAUGGACAUGGAGGUCUGCGUCACACUCGGCAUGAUUGACCAGUCCCAGGCCGAGGAGCUCAAGACUGCCGGUUUGACUGCAUACAACCACAAUGUCGACACUUCUCGCGAGCACUACCCCACAGUCAUCACCACCAGAUCCUACGAUGAGCGUCUGGAAACUCUGUCCAACGUCCGCAAGGCUGGUAUCAAUGUCUGCUCUGGUGGUAUUCUGGGUCUGGGUGAGAAACCCGAGGACCACGUUGGUUUGCUUUACACCGUCUCCAACAUGCCUGCUCACCCCGAAUCUUUCCCCGUCAACGCCUUGGUUCCCAUCAAGGGCACGCCGCUCGGUGACGACCCCAGCCGUAAGCGCAUCAGCUUUGACGCCAUCCUCCGUACCAUCGCCACCGCGAGAAUUGUCAUGCCCGCCACUAUCAUCAGAAUCGCUGCUGGUCGUACUACCAUGAGCGAGGCCGAGCAGAUUCUCUGCUUCAACGCCGGUGCCAACGCCAUUUUCACUGGUGAGAAGAUGUUGACCACCGAGUGCAACGGUUGGGAUGAGGACAAGGCCAUGUUUGAGAAGUACGGACUUACUCCCAUGAAGAGCUUCACUCGUGGUGGAUACCGCGAGCAGGAGAUGGUCCCCAACUACUUUGAGGACGCAAAGAAGGAGCAGGCCACCGCUUAAAUCAAGCGCGUGGAACAAAAGAGAUGGAGUUUACGACAUGAUAUACCUGUACAUAUGAGCAUACAAUUACAUUUUUAAGCACAUGCAAAAAAAGAAAAUACUCGC